This is a messenger RNA of Drosophila montana, 993 nucleotides long. RefSeq lists its product as uncharacterized. The transcript is spliced from 3 exons. NCBI's taxonomy places the organism in Eukaryota, Metazoa, Arthropoda, Insecta, Diptera, Drosophilidae. The record is from RefSeq and is a predicted model, not a curated record. Bases 76 to 786 code for a protein of 236 amino acids.
AACUGUAUGAAAAGUGAAUAAAUGUGCAUAUAAAAAGACCCAGAAAGGGCUGUACCAUAAAGUGAAGGACUUACUAUGCAGCCAGCAUUGGUCAUGCAGUCGCUGCAAGAAACUCAGUCAUUUUUAGCUGAGAGUGACGUCACACGGCAGCGAAUCGACGUCAAGUCAGGCACAAGCCCAUCCGCUGCUAUCAGUAUGGAAACCAACGUGCAGCCGAACAGGCAGCAGCAGCGCAUAUACACCUCAACCCCCAUAAACGAAUUCAACAAGCAACGAAAAUCGCAGCAACGCAACGACGCCAUUGGUUUUUUUGAUUUGGCCAAAGCAACAACAAAACGUUACAUUUGCGUGGGCGGUGGCGGUGCUGCUAGUGUCAAGGGGCAGGAGCCGACCUUUGAUGUGCGCCUGAAAGCUCUAAUUUUGUUAUUUGGCAUUAUAAUUAUCGGGUACAGAAUCAUCACUUUAACAAUGCCCUACAUCAACGGCAGCAACGUACAGCAGCUGAGCAGCUAUGUGCAGGCACAGCUGAGCGCUGCCUUGGACUGGUCGGAGCAGCACCAAAUGCGCUCCAAGCUGAGCCCAUUGCUGUGGGGCGUUAUUGUGUCUGUUUUUUGCUAUGCCAUUGUUUACUUGGACAGCGCUGUGCCAGGCGUUAUUCCACCAGCGCCCUUCUCGCCUCGCUCUAAACAGCGAUCUCGUCUAAGGAGCUCAGCUGUGCAGCUGAACUAUUGGUGCGCGCUGGGCGCGGGAAUAAUGGUUACAUUUCUCAUGUAUGUGGAUGUGUAAUUGCACGUUGCAGUUACACCGAGCAUUUCCUUAAGUCAAAUAUGGCAGCAGUAUUAGUAUAUAACUCAGUCCCGAUUUAAUAAUCGUAAACUCCCCCUUUCCACAAAUUAGGGAUUAAUUUAUUUUUUUUUAUUUAUAUGAAGCAUUAUAUAUGUAUACAUAUAUAUAAUUAUAUAUUUGUAACUGUGCAAUGCUCCUAAAGCAAAA